Molecule: messenger RNA, 2342 nt
Organism: Lemur catta (Ring-tailed lemur)
Lineage: Eukaryota; Metazoa; Chordata; Mammalia; Primates; Lemuridae
Gene: SLC10A6
Product: solute carrier family 10 member 6
Exons: 6
Coding region: 239-1369 (376 amino acids)
Biological process (GO): bile acid and bile salt transport
Cellular component (GO): membrane
Molecular function (GO): bile acid:sodium symporter activity
Source: RefSeq, a predicted model, not a curated record
CAGACGUAGCGAGCCUUACUUCCAGUUUGUUAUGCUUCAUGCGCAUGGUAAUUACUUUCUAUAAUGCCGCCCGUGAAUAAAUCGAUGAGAUUUGGCUGAAUCAGCCGGCUGGCCAAUAGCCGUUGGAAUGAUUCUUCCCGUGUGACUUCGUUGCAUUAUUACAAAAUGUGGCUGGAUAGACCUGCCCGGCCAUGACUGCUGAUGCUCACUUGCGACGCUGCCUUAGGGAGAUGAGGAGAUGAGAGCAAACUGUUCCAGCAGCUCAGCCUGCCCUGCCAACACUUCGGAGGAGGAGCUGCCAGGGGACCCGCAGGCUCAGGGGAGCCUCGAACUUGUUUUCACGGCGGUGUCCGCCCUGAUGAUGGCCCUGCUCAUGUUCUCUCUGGGCUGCUCCGUGGAGGUCCGGAAGCUGUGGCUGCACAUCAGGAGGCCCUGGGGCAUCGCCGCGGGGCUGCUCUGCCAGUUUGGGCUCAUGCCUCUCACGGCCUAUCUCCUGGCCAUCAGCUUCGCCCUGAGGCCAGUGCAGGCCGUCGCUGUUCUCAUCAUGGGCUGCUGCCCCGGGGGGACCAUCUCCAACAUUUUCACCUUCUGGGUCGAUGGCGAUAUGGAUCUCAGCAUCAGUAUGACAACCUGUUCCACGGUGGCUGCCCUGGGAAUGAUGCCACUCUGCCUUUACCUCUACACCCGGUCCUGGAAUCUGCAGCGGAGCCUCACCAUUCCGUAUCAGAACAUCGGAAUUACCCUUGUGUGCCUGACCAUUCCUGUGGCCUUCGGCGUCUACGUGAAUUACAGGUGGCCCAAGCAGUCCAAAAUCAUUCUGAAGAUUGGCGCCAUGGCUGGGGGCGUCCUCCUGGCGGUGGUCGCCGUCGCCGGUGCGGUGCUGGCAAAGGGGUCCUGGAACUCGGAUGUCACCCUUCUGACCAUCAGCUGCGUCUUCCCCCUGAUCGGCCACGUCACGGGCUUUCUGCUGGCACUCUGUACCCACCAGUCUUGGCAAAGGUGCAGGACGAUUUCCUUAGAAACCGGGGCUCAGAAUAUCCAGAUGUGCGUCACCAUGCUCCAGCUGUCUUUCGGCGUGGAGCACUUGGUCCAGAUGUACAGCUUCCCGCUGGCCUACGGACUCUUCCAGCUGCUGGACGGGUUCCUCAUUGUCGCAGCAUAUCAGACAUACAAGAGGAGGCUGAAGAAUAAACACAGGAAAAAGAACCCAGACUGUGCAGAAGUUUGCCACGAGCAGAAAUCCGCUUCUUGCAAAGAGACCGACUCUUUCUUGGAGGUGAACGAAGGUGCCGGAGCUCCGGGGCCAUCGGGGCCAGCGGAUUGCCACAGGGCUCUCGAGCCAACUAGCCACCUCGCUUCGUGUGAGUAGUGGGGACUGGCGGAGAGACCCCCGCAGCGGCCAGUACGGACAGCACGGAGCUGAUGCAUGGAUCUCCUUGGUAGGGCCCGGGUGCAUCAGUGUCAAAUGUUAGAAUACUCACGUCGUGGUGUGGAUCGUGAAUUGUGAUAGGAUCACUGUGUGAGAAUAUUCUGCACCCCUUUCAGGGAGUUCUUUGGGGGGUUUACGCAGCGUACUUACCAGCUGCCUUGUGUGUUCUUGUCUUCCCACGCCGCGAAUGGUACCUGAUUCUUGACUUUGGGGAGGCCCUUUGCAACGCUGGGGAGGAAGCACACAGCUCUACGGGCUUGAAAAUCUUUUCUUGAUUGUAGGUGUAAUACAGGCUUAGAGGCAAUUUAAAGAACACAUGAGGUUAAAAGCUGAAGGCUCUGUAUUUUCACUCCUUAGAGAAAAACACAUGCGUAUCCUUCUAAGCUAUGUAUAUACAUUGUAUCAUUUAAAAACACUGAGAUCAUUCUAUUAAUAUAUAUUAGUGUUUGUAAGUCACCUGAUGACAAAUUAGGGAACAUCUUUACUUGUCUGUUGACCUACCUCAUUCUUUAGAAUAGUGGCUACAUAGAAGUAUUCCACUGCACGGAAGGACUGUAAUUUAUUGAACCUAUCCUCAUUAAUGCACAUUUAGAUAGCUUUCGACUUAAUGGUGUUUCAGUGCUGCUACACACACUCUCAGCCUUGUGCAGGUAUUCCUGCAGCUCACUCCCUACAGCCUGCACGGCCAGGCCAGUGGCUCAUUGAAAAGUUGGACAAAUUGCGUCUGGCCAUGUUGCACUGCACCGCCCGAGAGGGCCUGGUUUCCCACAGUCGCACCAGGCUAAGGAAUGAUCAGUUUUGAUUUGUUAAAUCAUCUUAUUUAAACUUACAUUUAAGAACUUAUGAUUGGGUCAGGUACAGUGGCUCAUGUCUGUAAUCCUAGCACUCUGCGAGGCCAAGGCAGGAGGAUCAC